CGGCCGACGUGGCAACAGAUGAUUGGCUAAACGGCGGGACGAAAGAGAGAGAGAGAAAGGAUGUUGGGUUUUAUUGUUGAGGGAGACUUUUGAAGGCCUUUCUUCUCCUUCUUCUUCUUCUGCUGUGUUUGGGGCAUGGAAGAGCUGGCCAUGCUCAGGCAGCUUAUCGCUCAGCUUCAGGACUUACUCCAACUCUACGGCUCUCCGCCGCCACCGUCUUCCGACCUUCCGCUCUACCUCCUUCACUACCACCACUCGCGUCCGCCCCCACCGCUGCUGCUGCCGCCGCAGCAACAAGACCACCACAGAUGGUGCAUUCCCCAUAUCGAUGAUGGUUCUUCUACAGAUGAUUGCUACUCACUUGUGAUGGCAGCUGGAAAAUCUGGAAAUAGCAAGAUGUUGGAACCUGCUAAGCCUCCGUCAAAUAAGAAAGCAAGAAAGGAGCGAUACAGAGGUAAAUUACCUGGAACAACCCAUGAAACUGAGGCAAUGGGACAAGAAAUCUGGAAAGAGUUUCCAGAAGACCUUUUUGAAGCAGUCAUUGCAAGGCUUCCUAUUGCAGCAUUCUUCCGUUUCCGCUCUGUCUGCCAGAAAUGGAAUUCCUUGCUAAACUCAGAGAGUUUCUCUCAGCUUUGUGCUGAAGUCCCCCAAGUGAAUCCUUGGUUCUAUACCGUCAGUCACGAAAAUCUGACAUCCGGAGCCAUGUAUGAUCCUUCCACAAAGAAAUGGCACCACCCCACUAUGUCUUUCCUGCCAACAAAGAUGACUCUUUUGCCAGUUGCUUCAGCAGGGGGCCUAGUUUGCUUUCUUGAUCUUGGUCAUAGGAACUUCUAUGUAUGCAACCCUUUGACUCAGUCAUUCAGAGAGUUGCCAGCUAGAUCAGUCAAGGUAUGGUCCCGUGUUGCUGUUGGGAUGACUCUGAAUGGGAAGUCAACUUGUUUGGGCUACAAGAUCCUCUGGGUUGGCUGUGAUGGUGAGUAUGAAGUUUAUGAUUCAGUGAAGAACUCAUGGAGUCGGCCUGGAAGCACACCAGCAGACCUUAAACUGCCACUAUCACUGAAUUUCCGUUCACAAGCAGUUUCCAUUGAUGGAACUCUUUACUUCAUGCGAUCAGACCCUGAAGGGAUUGUGUCUUAUGACAUGAUUACUGGGGUAUGGAAGCAAUUUAUCAUCCCAACCCCGCUUCAUCUGAGUGACCACACACUAGCAGAGUGUGAGGGCAGGAUCAUGCUUGUGGGGUUGCUGACAAAAAAUGCUGCCACUUGUGUGUGCAUAUGGGAGCUGCAGAAAAUGACGCUCUUGUGGAAGGAGGUAGACAGAAUGCCAAAUAUAUGGUGCUUGGAGUUUUAUGGGAAGCACAUUAGGAUGACUUGCUUGGGCAACAAAUGUUUGCUCAUGUUGUCAUUGAGAUCAAGACAAAUGAACCGAUUAGUUACUUACAAUGUCAAGAACGGAGAAUGGCUGAAGGUUCCUGGGUGUGUUGUGCCACAAGGAAGGAAGCGACAAUGGAUUGCAUGCGGGACUGCCUUUCACCCGUGCCCCACUGCUACUGCUUGAUUUCUAAGUUUCUGUGUUUCUGGUGCUGCCGGUGGCUUAAGCAUGGGAGUUUUCCAUCAGCUAAAGCAUUUGCUAAUUGUUUGGUGCCAGUUGCUCCUAAGCCAGAGGCGCUUUGUUGCUUCAGGGAAGUAAAUUCAUAGCAUAAGGUUCACAGUAAAUGGUGACGGUCUCCCUGUACUUUGCGAGUCAUGUGGGAUAAUAUCUAUCAACUUCUAGAGUCUUUGAUUAUGUGCACUAUUCGGACAGCUGUGUAAGAAUAUUGCUUAUCCGCAAUAUCAGUAAGCAUUUAAUAAACUUAUCUUAAUAAACUAUCUUAUAUGUAGUCAUGAGCUGUAAGCUUUAGCCUAAGUUUUACAGGUUUUAAGUUUAGGCUUUUCUUUUGUUAGUUUAAAGAUGGGUUCUUGGGUAGUCCUGAGCAAAGUAAUUUCUCCAAUUUUUGUUGAAUUUUGAAAAUGAGGCAGAAUUGACUUCUGAAUUUUUUCUUUUUUUUGGGUCGAGGUAAUUGGCCUCUGAUUUAACCCUUAUUGGGCUACAAAUUGAGAUAUUGAUGUUCAUUUUCAGUGGCAUGACCUGUAUUGCUGAAAUUAAUGAAUCUGUUAGCCAGAU
Rubroshorea leprosula is the source of this 2163-nucleotide messenger RNA. The record is from the annotation of a GenBank genome assembly. NCBI's taxonomy places the organism in Eukaryota, Viridiplantae, Streptophyta, Magnoliopsida, Malvales, Dipterocarpaceae.